UCUUGGUUUGUGACGGUGUGACGUUAAUCAGCAACUGUUGAAAGUUAAAAUCUGGAAAAAAACAUAGGGAGUCAUGUGAAAUUGCCCAUAGACGUUUCAAAAAAAACAGAGCGAAAAUGCAUAUACAAGGAAUCAUUGAAUCUGUUUCCAUCGACUCAAUCCACACGUAAAGAAAAUAACUUUCUUUUGACAGUUGGGAAUUUAAUAAAGAUAAAACCCACCUCAGAUCUCUCUGAUCUGUUGUGAGACAAUCGCAUACGACCGAUUUAAGAAACAAGACAGAGAGACCCAUGUCUGCAAUUCCACUUGUUUAUGCACCAAAAAUUGAGAUAGCAUUCAAAGCUUGUUUCAAUCGAAAUCAAGACUACCCAUUGUUCAAGUGGGUCUUUGUUCUGUGAUACGGAGUGCCCUGUAGUUGCGGAAAUUGAGGUUCUCGUUUAUCUUUGUUGACUUCCUGAAUUAAAAGCAUUUGGGCAGCCAAAAAAACCGAGGAUACAUGUUUUGAUUGGCAGAUUCUUCUGUGGGAAACAGAAGGGCUGUGUGCCCUGCACGUCUCUGGUUUCUCAAUUGGGGUUUUUGGCUGUUAAAAUGUUAAUCUUGUAGUUUUAGUAGCCGAUUGUCUUCUUCCUCUUCUUCAAACUUGGCCAAUUUCGAAAUUCAAGCUUAUUAUUUGGCUGCUGAAUAUGGAGUAUAAGUGUUACUGAAUCACUUGUAAAUGGGUUCUUUUGUAUCCUUUCGUCGUCUCAUGCUCCUCUUUUUUGGUAAGAUUCCUCUUUUUGGCUGAUUUUCUGUUAUCAUCUCCUCCUGUGAUCUCUUAUUCUUCCAAGUCUAGCUGAAUUUACAGUUAUUUUUGGUCAUGGAAAUUGGGGAAAUAAUUUGUGUGUUCGGCUAUAUUUCAUUGUUGAUUUCCCUCCAAUCUGAAACCUCCAGCGGUAGUAUUCAAAGUAUUGGCAAGAUUAGUCCAGGGUUUCAAGGAUCUCAAAUGACUUUUAUUGAUCGCGAUGGAUUGUUUCUUUUAUCAAACAACUCGGAUUUUGCUUUUGGCUUCUCCACAACCCCUGAUGUCACAUUGUUUCUACUAGUUGUCGUUCACAUGGGAAGUUCACAAAAAGUAAUCUGGUCUGCAAAUAGAGGCUCCCCAGUUACAAAUUCUGAUAAAUUUGUCUUUGAUGAACUAGGAAAUGUGUUCUUACAGAAAAGAGGGACAGUAGUUUGGACAACCAAUACUGGUGGGAAAGGUGUCUCUGCAAUGGAACUGCAAGACAAUGGAAACUUGGUUGUGCUUGGAAGUGAUAGUACUGUAAUUUGGCAGAGCUUCGACCAUCCCACGGAUAGCCUAAUCGCAAACCAGGUCCUAAAGGAAGGAAUGAAACUUGUGAGUGAUCCCAGCCCCAAUAACUUGAGCUAUGUUCUUGAAAUCAAGUCGGGGGAUAUGAUUCUUUCUGCAGCAUUUCAAAAUCCACAGCCUUAUUGGUCGAUGCGGAAGGACAAUCGGAUAAUCAUCAAUAAAGAUGGUGGGGUGGUCGCCACGGCAACUAUUGAAGGAAAUUCAUGGAGGUUUUAUGACAGCAGUAAAGUACUACUGUGGCAGUUUAUUUUUGCGGACAAUAAUGAUGCCAAUGGAACUUGGAUUGCAGAUUUAGGAAGUGACGGGUUCAUCUCUUUCUAUAAUCUCCAAGACGUUGGGGAAAAUGGUGCUACGCCAACAAAAAUACCAACGGAUCCAUGUGGCACACCAGAACCUUGUGGUGCAUAUUAUAUUUGUUCAAGCGACAACAAAUGCCAGUGCCCUUCAGCUCUUAGCGCCAGUGGAAAUUGCAGUACAGGGAUUGUCUCUCCAUGUGAUGGCUCAAAUGAUUCUACACAGCUUGUGAAUUUUGGAGAAGAGCUCGGUUAUUUUGCGCUUGGUUUCCUUCCACCAUCUUCGAAAACUGAUCUAAACGGUUGCAAAGCUUCAUGUGCUGGUAACUGCUCUUGCCUUGGUAUUUUCUUUCAAAAUAGUUCCGGCAACUGCUUUUUGCUAGAUAGCUUAGGUAGUUUCAAGUCCUCUGAUAGGGACUCGGGUUUUGUUUCCUACAUUAAAGUCUUAAGUAAUGGAGGUGGCACAAUUGAUGAGAAGGGCUCUAGCAGCAAAAAACCCUUUCCAUUUGUGGCCAUAAUAGUUAUUGGCACGGUACUUGUCAUUGCUGGUCUGCUUUAUGCAGCAUUUCGAUAUUACAAGUGGAAGAAAAGAUUGCCAGAAUCUCCUCAAGAGACUUCCGAAGAGGAUAAUUUCCUGGAGAGUUUGUCCGGGAUGCCUAUUCGUUUCUCCUUCAAAGAUCUUCAAACGGCAACAAAUAAUUUCUCAAUGAAGCUGGGGCAAGGAGGGUUUGGCUCGGUUUAUGAAGGAGCUCUCCCAGAUGGAACCAGACUUGCUGUAAAGAAGUUAGAAGGCAUUGGUCAAGGAAAGAAGGAAUUUAGAGCUGAAGUUAGCAUAAUUGGGAGGAUCCAUCAUCAUCACUUGGUGAGGCUCAAAGGCUUCUGUGCUGAAGGAACACACCGGCUUCUUGCGUAUGAGUACAUGGCUAACGGGUCCUUGGACAAAUGGAUAUUCAAGAAAAACAAAGAAGAAUUCAUGUUAGAUUGGGAAACAAGAUUCAGUAUAGCAUUGGGAACAGCAAAAGGAUUAGCUUACCUCCAUGAAGAUUGCGAUGCAAAGAUUGUUCACUGCGACAUUAAACCUGAAAAUGUGCUUCUUGACGACCGUUUCCUGGCCAAAGUCUCAGAUUUUGGCUUAGCAAAGCUAAUGACUCGAGAACAAAGCCAUGUUUUCACAACCAUGAGAGGCACUAGAGGAUACCUUGCUCCAGAGUGGAUAACCAAUGUGGCCAUAUCCGAAAAGAGUGAUGUGUAUAGCUAUGGAAUGGUGUUGCUAGAGAUCGUUGGUGGAAGGAAAAACUAUGACCCUACAGAAUCCUCGGAGAAAUCCCACUUCCCGUCCUACGCCUUCAAGAUGAUGGAAGAAGGGAAACUGAGGGAUAUCGUUGACACAAAACUGAAGGUAGCUGCAGAGGACGAGGAGAGUGUUUCCAGAACUAUGAAAGUUGCAUUAUGGUGCAUACAGGAAGACAUGCAUGUAAGGCCAUCGAUGUCCAAAGUUGCUCAAAUGCUUGAAGGCCUAUCUCCAGUUCCUCUUCCACCAAUGUCCUCUCCACUUGGAUCUCGCCUUCACGCGAACUUCUUCAAGUCGAUUAGCGAGGAGGGCACUACAUCUUCAGGACCAUCGGACUGCAACAGUGAUGCUUAUCUAUCUGCAGUGAGACUCUCCGGUCCGAGAUAACAUCUACUGAAGCCUUUUUGUUUACUUGUUUCAUAUCUGAUGUUCAUGUAUAUCCUUUAAAUUGCUUGAAAUUUUGUAAUACUAGUAGCCAUUACUAGAGCUUGAUAACUUUCUGUGAGUUUGUGCUGUAAAUUGAAGGUGUACUGCAUAGGAUCAUUAUUAUUCAAGAAAUUUAACUUGCAUGAAGCCUUGGAAUCCUAGCA
Tripterygium wilfordii is the source of this 3522-nucleotide messenger RNA. RefSeq names its product G-type lectin S-receptor-like serine/threonine-protein kinase SD2-5. Lineage: Eukaryota; Viridiplantae; Streptophyta; Magnoliopsida; Celastrales; Celastraceae. Gene Ontology annotation, biological process: protein phosphorylation. Gene Ontology annotation, molecular function: protein serine/threonine kinase activity; ATP binding. The transcript is spliced from 2 exons. The record is from RefSeq and is a predicted model, not a curated record. Bases 857 to 3319 code for a protein of 820 amino acids.